Molecule: messenger RNA, 1242 nt
Organism: Menidia menidia (Atlantic silverside)
Lineage: Eukaryota; Metazoa; Chordata; Actinopteri; Atheriniformes; Atherinopsidae
Source: the annotation of a GenBank genome assembly
AUGGCCGUGACAGAAGAACUAUCCACAACGCGGCUUUUCUCUGUUUUCGACCGCGUAAAACCCAAGGUGCUUCUGAUUAUGUGUCUACGCUCUUACGAGAACCCGUGGACCGUCCCCAACCUGCUGUGCGUGUGCCGGAUCCUGCUGGCCCCGUUCCUGGGUCACCUGAUCAUCCAGCAGCACUUUGACCUCAGCCUGGCUCUGUUCACUCUGGCCGGAGCCACAGACCUGCUGGACGGAUACAUCGCCAGGACCUGGCCCGGGCAGAAGUCCGCGUUGGGAAGCGCCCUGGACCCGCUGGCGGACAAAAUCCUCAUCAGUGUUUUGUACCUCAGCCUGACCUACGCCGAGCUCAUCCCAGCUCCGCUGACGGCUUUAGUAAUUUUCAGGGACAUUGGUUUGAUAGCAGCCGUGUUCUGGGUCCGAUACAAGACCGUACCACCACCGGUGACCCUCAGUAAGUUUUUUAACCCCUGCUACACCACGGCCCAACUCAAGCCCACCCUCUUCAGCAAGGCCAACACGGUGAUCCAGCUCUUCCUGGUUGCAGCUUCUCUGGCAGCUCCGGUCUUCCAGUACACAGACAGCAUGCUGCUGCCCUGUUUAUGGUCCAUCACCGCGGUAACCACGGCGGCGUCCGGCUACAGCUACUGGCACUACGGCCGCCAAACUGUCUCUGGGACUGACCGGCUCAGGUACGAGCCCCCGUCGCCAUGGCAACGCGAACCCCAUCGGCACGUGUCCGCUCCUCCGGUGAAGUGUGAGCGUGUGGGAGGAAGCGUGGAGCUCUGGAGAUUUGGAGUGGAGUGCACGGGUGUGCAGGCUUUCCUUUAUCCCGACUUUCACCGGGAUCUGCACGGUGGGACGGGUCAGCUUUUGUGGACCGGGAGCAACUUCAUCAAAUGGGACGAGGACCUGUCUACAGUCACUCCAGUGACACUGCAUGUGGACCAACAUGGAUUUUACCUCUACUGGACUGACCAGAAUAAGGACACAGAGCUGUUGGACCUGACCUUUGUGAAGGAUGUCAGAACGGGAAGGAGCACCAAAACUCCCAAGGAGGCCAAGCUGCGGGAGCUGCUGGACAUCGGGAACCUCGUCGGGCGGCUGGAGAACCGCAUGCUCAACUUCAUCGCCUCCCAGGAGGAAGAGGCCAAGGCCUGGUGUGAGGAGCUGUUCUCUCUGUCUUCCAACCUGCUGAGCCACAAUCUCAACAGAGACCACAGUCUGCUCAAAGCGUGA